Messenger RNA from Jatropha curcas, 2131 nucleotides. Its product is annotated as serine/threonine-protein kinase PEPKR2. The record is from RefSeq and is a predicted model, not a curated record. Gene Ontology annotation, biological process: protein phosphorylation. Lineage: Eukaryota; Viridiplantae; Streptophyta; Magnoliopsida; Malpighiales; Euphorbiaceae. Gene Ontology annotation, molecular function: protein kinase activity; ATP binding.
AUUUUGUUUGUAAAUAGAAAGCAAUCAAUGUCUAAAGUCUUUGAAUUAUCUGUGAACAUGGUUCGAAAGAAGAAGAAAGGCUCCUGAAGACUGAAGUGCGAAAGUCUAAUACUAACUUGCUCGUAUUACUUCUGAUUUCAAACUACUAUUAAGGUUUUGCUGGUUGAGUAAAGUAAAAGAUUGUCCUCAUCAAUUUCCUUUUGCUGGAGUUGCGGAACAUAUGCAAGGAUCCAAUCUUGUGAUGGAGUGAUUAUUGCUUUGAUUUCACUUGAAGAGACUUUUUUAGUUCAUCAUUUUUUUUGGUUUGUGCUUUUUGGGAGUGAGUGAUAUUACAAGUUUAGAAAUGCAGUGUCCUGUUCGUGGUACAUCUUUCUGGGGCAUCUGAGAACUACUUCACCUUGGGUAUUUGAUGGAGUCCUUAAGAAGGAAGAGAAAGGACCUAGAAAUUUUGCCAUCAUUUGCAAAGUCCUCGACUGCUUUAUCAACUUUUAUUUGGCCUUACUUGUCACUAGGAGAUUAUUCAAGGCUGAAAAAGAAGUGUAAGGAAGAUGAAGGUAAGGAAGUUGGUUCUUGUAGGAGUGUAGUUAAAGGAAUUGUCACUGCCCCACAUUGUAGAAGCUUCUCUUUGGAUACACCAUGUAGGGGUCUGAAGAGGAAAAUUGGGUGUAUUGAUGUGGCGACACAAAUGGGUCGAAAGAAAAAGAUCGAGGACCAUUAUGAUUUGGGUGCAAUGAUCGGGAAAGGGAAGUUUGGAUCUGUGGUGUUGUGUCGAAGUAAAGUGACUGGAGAAGAGUUUGCAUGCAAAAUGUUGCGCAAGGGGGAGGACCUUGUUCAUCGAGAGGUGGAGAUAAUGCAGCACCUUUCUGGUCAUUCAGGCCUUGUGACAUUGAAGGCAGUAUAUGAGGAUUCGGAAUAUUUUUAUCUUCUGAUGGAGCUCUGCUCUGGGGGACGGCUGCUUGAUCAGAUGGCUAGGGAAGGACAAUGUUCAGAGCGUCGUGCUGCUCAUAUAUUAAGGGAGUUGGUUUUGAUUAUCAAAUAUUGCCAUGAUAUGGGUGUUGUUCAUCGGGACAUAAAGCCUGAGAAUAUCCUCCUUGCAACAUCUGGGCAAAUCAAACUUGCCGACUUUGGGCUGGCUGUAAGAAUUUCAAAUGGUCAGAGUCUGACAGGUGUUGUUGGAAGUCCUGCUUAUGUUGCUCCUGAAGUCUUACUUGGUGAGUAUUCAGAAAAAGUUGAUAUUUGGAGCGCCGGUGUCCUCCUUCAUGCUCUGUUGGUGGGGAUUCUUCCAUUUCAAGGUGACUCGGCGAAUGCAAUAUUUGAGGCGAUUAAGAAUGUCAACCUGGAUUUUGAGAGUGGAUUAUGGGAGAUGGUCUCUAAACCUGCUAGGGAUCUAAUUGCUCGUAUGCUAACAAGGGAUGUUUCAGCUAGAUUAACUGCUGAUGAAAUUUUAAGGCAUCCAUGGAUCUUGUUCUAUACAGAACCAACUUUGAAUGUAUUUACCACGAAACCUAAGUUUGGAAACCGUGUAAGAUUGACUUCUCCACAACUGACUGACAUAGAUGCGGUGGAGUCCGAGAGAUAUGAUAUAACAGCCAGAAGUUUUCUCAGUGAUGACUCUAGCCUAAUUUUAUCAUUGGGUGGUUCAACAAAGAGGUCAGAUGAGCAAGACUGCGAACCGGUCGAUAUACUUGCAGUGGCAAUAUCACAUGUGAGAAUAUCGGAACCAAAGAAAAGCAGGCUGUGUGGUCCUGCACUCCCUAUCAGACAAGAAUGUUCCUCUAACAUUAAGGUUAACAAUCUUUGUACAGCAUUCUGAUCCUGCUUGUAAAAUGCUGACUCAGCUAUUGCCACAUAUUAGCAAAUAAUUGGAACUGAAGAUAACUCAUUCUGGCUGGAGGGAUAUUAAAACAGUGAAGACGAAGUUCUGUAACAAUAAGAUGACAUUUGUAGGUGAAUGAUGAGGUAACUCAUUUAUUUGUUUAAUCUGGUUUGAGAACCUUGUGAUAUUUAACUCUGUGAGUGUGUGUGUGUGUUCUGAUCUAUUUUCUAUGCUUAGCCUGACCUGGCAUAUGCUGAAAACAUUGCUUGUAAAUUGAAAUCUUGCUGUAAAUAGAAUUUGGGUUGUUAUCUUUUA